Molecule: messenger RNA, 1035 nt
Organism: Cheilinus undulatus (humphead wrasse)
Lineage: Eukaryota; Metazoa; Chordata; Actinopteri; Labriformes; Labridae
Product: beta-2 adrenergic receptor
Exons: 1
Coding region: 1-1035 (344 amino acids)
Biological process (GO): G protein-coupled receptor signaling pathway
Cellular component (GO): membrane
Molecular function (GO): G protein-coupled receptor activity
Source: RefSeq, a predicted model, not a curated record
AUGAUUGAGACCGGGACUCCGAGCAUGUUUGGCUGGACUGAGCCGGCACACUGCACCGUGUGCUGCUGUACGCUGGCCAACAAAAUCCUCAUGGUGCUCUUCAUGGUGCUGCUCAUCUUCGCCAUCUUGUUUGGGAACUUGGUGACUCUGGCUGUGGUUCUGGGGACGAAACACUUCAAGACGUCGCAGGGGUACCUGAAGGCGUCGCUGGCUGUAGCUGAUCUGGCGGUGGGGAUUUUUGUGGUGCCGCUGUCGGUGUACGCUGAGAUUUCUCUCAUGUUAACUGACUCUGCACCAGAGUGGACUUCAUACAACUCACAAUCCGUCAAUUUUCAUCCGUGCAACGUCAUCGGGCCCAUCUUCGCCGGGUGCACUCUGGUCUCCAUCACCACUAUUUUCCUGCUGACGAUUGAGAGGAGCAUCGCCGUGCUGAGGCCGCUGCACAAAGACUCUGUGAUCACACGGAAGAGAACCAUGAUCCUCAUCAUCCUCUCCUGGGUAGGGAGCUUCUUCUUGGCCGUGUCGCCGAUGGUUUUCAGCAGCGAGAUCGCUCUGGAGUAUAACUCCUGCAGCAGAAUGUGUAACUACGCGCUGGGGAGCAUCACCGAGUUCCCCAGCCAGGCGUGGAACAUCCUCCUCCUCUUCCCCGCCUUCGACUUCACCCUCCUGGGAGGGACGGUGGUCAUCAACAUCAUCUCUCUGUCCAGCAUCAGGCAGCACUCCAGGCGCAGGAAACACCUCGCCGAGACUGAGUGCCAAAGCACCACCAAACCAACCUUCUCCGACAUCAAAGCGGCCAAAACAAUAGGGACACUGACUGUGGCGUUCACCGCCUCAUUCACCCCCAUCGCCGUCUUUGUUGUCGGGAACGUAUUGGGGAAUAAAUGGUGCAACUUUUCCUUUUUUGCCUUCUGGAUUUUGGCCACCAACAGUUGCUGGAAUGUGAUCAUUUACAGUGUGAGAGAUCAGAAGUUCAGACUGAGAGCGCAUAAGCUCCUCAUGCCUUUCCAGAGAAAAAACUCGACCAAAUCCUAA